Linum trigynum is the source of this 396-nucleotide messenger RNA. The record is from the annotation of a GenBank genome assembly. NCBI's taxonomy places the organism in Eukaryota, Viridiplantae, Streptophyta, Magnoliopsida, Malpighiales, Linaceae.
AUGGCGACCGCUAUGACAACGUCAAGGAACUCACCGAACCCGGUGACUCGAGUACUGGAAACGGUCAGGGCGGUGGACGAGACCGGGCUGGAAGAACUCCAAGUUGCGGUGGACGAACUCCAGGGUGGUGUGAAGAGAUUGAUGGCAGAUCGAGAGCUGGCGGAGAAGAGACGUCAAGAAGAGAUGGAUGAAAUUCGACGAGCUCUAAGCAAACUGGCACGAGAUGUGGAGGUGAGACAAGGAAAACAGCCGAGAGUCGAGACCACCAUGGGCCUCGAGCCCGAGGUUGGGGAAGGGCCAACAUCAGCGGCAGCGGUGAGCCGCGAAUGCGGCAUCGGCGACAAUGACUACUGCGGGAACAUACGGGUCGACGGCUUUGACAAUCGGCUAAGUUAG